Colletotrichum karsti is the source of this 1272-nucleotide messenger RNA. RefSeq lists its product as uncharacterized. The coding region runs from base 1 to 1272 and encodes 423 amino acids. The record is from RefSeq and is a predicted model, not a curated record. The transcript has 2 exons. Lineage: Eukaryota; Fungi; Ascomycota; Sordariomycetes; Glomerellales; Glomerellaceae.
AUGGUGAUCUCGACCCGAUCUAUCGUCGGCCUGGCGGUCCUCUCAGGUCUUGCCAAUGCCAAGAUCUACGCCGCACCCGAGGCCACAGCAUCCUUCAACUUGCCCCUCGACCAGUUCAGCCCUCAGCCCACCAAGGCCCCGGCCAAUGCCGAGCUGAGGAGGCGGCAGACAUCAGCUGGAACGACCGUACUCGUUGCUCCCGAUAACACUUGUGGAUACAUUUCGGGCCGCGCCGGCGCCGCUUACACUUGCGGCACCGCCGCCAGCUGCAUCUUCUUCACCUCCGCAACUCGACCUGGCUUCGUCGCGUGCUGCGACGCAGACGACUGUGGAGCGCGUCGUACCUGUUACGACGCCAGGCAGGUCUCUACUUCAAGUCUUUGCGAUGGCGGCUGCAUGGUUGACAAGUUCACUCUGAAGUGUACAAACACGGCAAGGCCGUUCUGCAACACGAUAUCUUUCCCCGGCAGCAUCUUCGAUUAUUGGUGUAACACCGUAGACAUUUCAACAGUCCAAGCCGCCGUUACAACCUUUGAAGGCCAGACAGGACGUACGUGGGUUCCUCUACCACUAACGACCGACGCUUCUUCAAGUCUCCGCGCUCCAAGCGCGUCCGGCAGGUUCACAGCCACCGGAUCCGGGUCUCUAGUAGACCCAGUGGCUUCAGACCCUACCAACAAUGACAACGAUAACGACAGCAACAACAAUAACAAUAAUAAGUCCUCCACACCGGUCGGAGCAAUUGUCGGAGGUGUCGUCGGCGGUCUUGCAGUGAUCGCCCUCGUCGGUCUCGGAAUCUUCCUCAUCCUCCGCAAGAAGAAGCAGCCUGCUCAGCCCCAGCAAUUCCAGCAACCAACCGUCAACCAGCAACCACCGAUGGCCCAAGGGGACUACCCUUCUCAUGCGUCCCCGAACCAGUACGCCGCCGGCUCUCAUACCCAGUCCCUCUACGACCCCAAAUUUGGCGCCCAGGGCGGAUACCCCCAGAAUUUUGGCGGCACUCCUCCUCCUCAAGGCGGUUACCAGCAGCCAGGCUACUUCGUUGCCGGUAACAUGGUUCCGGACCGCGCGGACACAACAAGUCCUGGCGCCGUGUCUCAGUUCACUGAUCAUCGCUACAGCACGCAAACCAUUGCUCCGGGAUAUCAGCCACAACAGCCUCACCAACAGCAGCAGCAGCAGCAGCAGCAGUUUGCUCAGCCGCAACCUACUAUUCAUGAGGCCCCGGCCACCAAUGAUGGGCACAAGGGCCAGAUGCAUGAGCUUGCAUGA